AUGAGUCCAUACACAUUCCGAUCUAAAGUUGAGGAAUAUAUGAAAAAGGCAAUAAAAGAGUUGGAAAAAGUAAAGAAAAUCGCUGAUAUAGAGGAGCAGUGUAAUAAAAUUAGUUUUAUUGUUAGAAAACACAAACAAAAUCUUGAAGAGUUAAAACAAGGAAAACCAGAGGACAUUUCUUAUUAUGAGAAUUAUUUGCCUUUUAAUUUAGAUAAAUAUGAAAAGAAAGUCAAAGAGUUAGAUGUUUACUGGGGAGAAGUUGCAGGUAAAUCCAAUAAAGUUAGAGAGCAAAAACAAAAAGAACAGCGAAAUAAAGAAUAUGAGUUGAAAACCUCUCAUUGUGCUUAUUGCAAAAAUAAACCCCCCACUGAUCGUUAUGUUUACAAAGAAAAUUACACUGGUCAAUAUAAGAAAAGUAAAAAAGAUGGUCAGAAAUUUUGUUCUAGUGAGUGCUUUCAAAAGAAUUAUGCUGAAAACUGUGAUAAAUGUGGCGAAAAAGCCUUAGGAGAUACUUAUUAUAGCGAUGCUGAAAAUAAAACUGGCACCUUGUGUUCUAAGUGUAAUAAUGAAUAUACUUGUGAAGAAUGUAGAAUAACUAAAGAAGGCAGAUAUCGGUAUCAUACUAUCAAGAAUGAUAACAAAAAAUUUUGCUCUAAACAGUGUUUUAAUGAUCAUUAUUCAGAAACUUGUGUGGAUUGCCGAAAAAAAGUUUAUAGUCCCUAUCGCGAUAAGAAAUAUCCGGAGUUAACUUAUUGUUUUAGUUGCCAUUAUGAAGCGAAAAAACAAGGUAAGGAAUUAGAAAAAAGUAGUGAAGGCUUAGGGGAGGCUAUGGAUGAUUUAGUAGAUGGAAUGGCAGAAGCAGUAAAAAAAAGUAAAGAGGAUGAAAAGAGUUUAAAUGUGAAUGAUGAGGAUAGUAAACUAUUUACCGUGGAUUUUAGGAAGCAUAGGAAUAAUAACCUUAAUAGGUCUAGUUUACUUUCUCGCUAG
This is a messenger RNA of Funneliformis geosporum, 987 nucleotides long. The record is from the annotation of a GenBank genome assembly. Lineage: Eukaryota; Fungi; Glomeromycota; Glomeromycetes; Glomerales; Glomeraceae.